Messenger RNA from Poecilia reticulata (guppy), 2795 nucleotides. RefSeq names its product chromosome 15 C3orf80 homolog (gene c15h3orf80). The record is from RefSeq and is a predicted model, not a curated record. NCBI's taxonomy places the organism in Eukaryota, Metazoa, Chordata, Actinopteri, Cyprinodontiformes, Poeciliidae.
CACUGACUUUUAAUGAAUCUAAUUAGAGGGAAGGGAUAUUAUGAAUAAACUUCACUUGAGUGAGGACACACAGGGAGCCUAGUAGUAAGUAUUCAGGUAAUAAUGAUGUAAGAUCAUUCAUCCUUUCCAUCACUGCUGCUCCCUCCAGACACACUGAUGCUGCCCCACUCGCUUCGUGUGCACCACAGCAGACAGGUUGUCUGCAACAGGGGGGGCUGCGUGGGGGGGGUGGGGUGCUGCAGCUGCUGUCCCACUCGGCGCUGCGGAGCCUGUGUUAACUCAUCGUCUGGGUCCGACUGGGAAGAUUUAAAAAGAGAAAGAAAGAAAGAAAAAAAGGGGGGUGGGGGGGCAGACUUGUGAACACCUGAGAGGAUCGAGCAAAGGUAAGACACAGCGCAGAGAUGAAGCCCCGUCUUCUGGGCGGCGGCAGGACAACCAGGAGACUUUUGUCGGCUUGCCUCAUCUCGGCGUGCCAAGCCCUGCACAGCUGCGGGGGAGUCAAGUGCGUGGACGGCCACCAGUGCUGCCUGCUGCCCGUCCCCGGGAACGGCAGCUCCGGCUCCGCGGAGAGCUGCUGCAAGCUCCCCAUCCACGUCUUCUUCGACAACGUCGGCUGGUUCACGCGGAAGCUGUCGGGCAUCUUAAUCCUGCUGCUGCUCUUCGCCAUGGGCUACUUCAUCCAGAGGAUCAUCUGCCCGCGGCCCCGCCACCGGCACCAGAACCAGGAGCACGGCGAGGAGCCCUCCCUCUUCCACGGACCCACGUCGGCGUCCCAGGAUCUCCUCCUGGAGCCCUACCCGGAGUGCCCCCUGGGGGACUUCGCCUCCCCGAACCUGCCGGCCUACGACGAGGUCAAGUACCUGCCCACGUACGAGGAGAGCAUGCAGGAGAUGCACCCGGACCGGGACCGGGACCGGGACCGCUCCGACGAUGACCUGUUGUCCGGAGCGGAACCGGCGGCGGCGUCCGGGCAGCAGGGGCGGGAUCUUCUGGGGGUGAGCCCCGCAAGGACAGCUCGGAACUCGGUGUGAAAGGAGAAGCAGGGACCGGACAAUGAACUGCCUGAUAGUAUUACUAAUUUAUUAUUAUAUUAUCAUCAUCCUCAUCAUCGUGAGGGGGUGGGAGAGGGUGAAGGAGGUUUCGCAGAGAUACAAACUCAAGUGCAAUUAUAAUCCUGAUUGUAAAGAAUAAAGAAGGAGCCUGAGAAUGUAAACGUGUUUUGGAAGAUAAUACGUGUCUGCUCGGCUUUUUGUAUGCAAAUGCCGCCUCGGCAGAGGGGAUUAGAGAGACUGCAGGAGGCGAUGCUCAUUGUGUUGAUGGGACAGCUAAUUUGGCUGCGGGACAAUCACAUUAAGUUUUCGCGGCACCAUGAAGACAUUGGUUUCUUCUCGAAAAUGUGACCUUUUAUUUCUAUACAUUCUGAAUAUUUAGUGUGUGUUUUUUUUUGUUUUUUGGUUGUUUUUUUUUGGGGGGGGGGGGCUGCAACCAAAUGGAAAAACAGCUUCUCCUCAAAGUUGAAUGUGGACGGACUGAAGUGAGGGAUUCAUCUGCAUCUGGGAUUCUUCCAGUUAAAUGAUAUCUUAUCAGCAUGAAGGCAAUAUUCCGUUCAUAUUCUCAUGGUAGCUCAUAGAUAAGCGCUUUAUGGGUAAUCUGAACCGUGUUUCAUGCUUCUGUUGACAGAUAAGCCGCCACAGUAUAUAAAUAAAAAGCUCAAAUCCAGCAGCAUUUUGUAGCCUGGAGUUGCAUGAAUUCAGGGGGGGGGACGGCAGAUGUUGCAGCAUGCCGAUAGGUGCAUGUUGGCAGGAAAUGUGGAAAUGGGGUUGCAAGAAAUGUUGCAGUCAGAUCUAAUGUAGGGAGCAUUUUAAUAAGUUAGAAUCUUGUGUAAAAGUUCAUUUCAGUCAUUCAAAUAGGUCUCAAUUAUGUGUUAAAUAGAUUCAUUACAUACAGUAUAUUUCACGUAAUCUUCAUUGCUAUGAGUUAAAAUAUCCAAAGCUUAAAGUUGAGUUUCUGAGAAAAUAAAAAAAAAAGGUGUUUUAACACAUUUUAUUAUAAAAUUUGACAAAGACGCGUCUCCUCAAGGAGGGUUAGACUCAAAAGGUUAUUGUUGAUGAAGUCGCCUGCUCACAGAUUGUUUUGUCCUGUUUUAUAAGCAGAAAGUUAAGUGGAAGAAAAAGCUGUGGUAGCAAAAGGUGCACAUGCAAAAGGUCGUGAAGCAGCGCCCACUUUGGAGCCGGGUGGAGAGUUGAAAGUUGUGGACAGCAGGCGGAGACGUCUAGGACAGACGCUACCACUGUGUCCUUAACCAGAGGAAACAUCACACUCCAGUUAAAGAAAAAUUUACAAGGACAUUUCAGACUUUAUGCUUCCUUUUGCUGACCAGAUUUAAAGAGAUCCUGAUUUCAUUUUCCUGGCACGGCUUGGCGCCGGCACACGCCACCAAAGGUACCGAAAGCUGGAUCAGUGACCACGGUGUUCCUGUUCUUGAUUGGCCAGCAAACUCUCCCAACCUUUAACCCCAUAGAGGAUCUACGGACAGUUGUCAAGAGGUAGAUGAGAGACAAAGGAACCGUGACGCUUCAACUGGGCCGCAGACUGAUCACCUCCAUGUCACGCUGCACUGACGCAGUAAUUCAAACAAGUAUUGAGUGCAGGAUGUUUUACAUGGGCAUCAUUUUCAGUUGCAACCUGAAAAUAUGAAUCAGUCUUAAACAUCUAAAUUUUCCAAAAGAGCAGAAUAUUUUAUGAGCUGUAAACCUCAAACAUCUAAAUGACAAUAAAUUCCACCUUGAGAUAUA